AUGGUUCUCGCAGAAGAUCUCCUCAACCCCUCCCCGAUUGCUGAGGCUCGCAAGCACAAGCUCAAGACCCUCGUCCCAGCUCCACGAUCGUUCUUCAUGGACGUCAAGUGCCCAGGCUGCUAUGUCAUCACCACUGUCUUCUCGCACGCCCAGACUGUCGUUAUUUGCGGCUCCUGCGCCACUGUUCUAUGCCAGCCCACUGGUGGUAAGGCUAGACUGACAGAGGGAUGCUCGUUCAGGAAGAAGUAG
This is a messenger RNA of Orbilia oligospora ATCC 24927, 249 nucleotides long. RefSeq lists its product as uncharacterized. The transcript has 3 exons. The record is from RefSeq and is a predicted model, not a curated record. Bases 1 to 249 code for a protein of 82 amino acids. NCBI's taxonomy places the organism in Eukaryota, Fungi, Ascomycota, Orbiliomycetes, Orbiliales, Orbiliaceae. Gene Ontology annotation, cellular component: cytosolic small ribosomal subunit; ribosome. Gene Ontology annotation, biological process: ribosomal small subunit assembly; translation. Gene Ontology annotation, molecular function: structural constituent of ribosome; RNA binding.